AUGGCAGCUGGCAAAUGCAUGUCGGCGCGAACCGCAGAUAGACAAGGCUUGAAGGAUGAAACAGGAAGCUCCGAACUACCUUCUUUGCAAUUGCCUUUGAACGCCGAAUCAAUGGCCAGCCAUCGCACCAUCUUGACGACAGCGGUUGCAUUUCUCACUUUCGUCGCUCUUUUUCUCGUCUAUGACGACUUUUCUGUCAUCUCCAGAAAGAUGACGACUACCUCAUCAAUUCCAAUUGAGGUCACAUUGUCAUCGGAAGUGUCAGAGGCGUCCAUUCUCGGCUCGGCUCAGCUUCGCAUCACACUCGCGAACACUUCACCACACGAAGUCUUCCUCCUGCGAUGGUCUUCUCCCUUAGAUGUAUCUUUACCAUCAAUCGGAGUUGUGUCUUUCACAUCUACGAAUAGUGGGGUCAAAGCCCCAUGUUUGGACAUGAAAAUCAAUCAUCGUGUGCCCCCAGAGGGAUACUUUUCCAUCAAUGACCAAAGCAUUGUCCACAUUCCUGCAAAUGGGAAAGUCGACACUGUUGUGGAAUUCAAAGAGCCUAAGGUCGCCCUUGUGAAAGGCGACGAAUAUAGAGCGAAAGCGGUGGGGUCUUGGAUGGGAGUCUGGGUCAAUGAGAGUGGAAGAGAAGUCGAGAGACUGGAGAUGGAUCGAGGAAUGAGAACGGGAGACUUUCAGAGUAAUGAAAUUUUGAUCAGGGUCUCAAGCGACGAAAGUGCUGAACUGAGGGAAUGA
Cadophora gregata is the source of this 738-nucleotide messenger RNA. RefSeq lists its product as uncharacterized. Bases 1 to 738 code for a protein of 245 amino acids. Lineage: Eukaryota; Fungi; Ascomycota; Leotiomycetes; Helotiales; Ploettnerulaceae. The record is from RefSeq and is a predicted model, not a curated record. The transcript has 2 exons.